CUUAAUGCGAUAACAUAUUCUACUCGGAUAAGAAUGGGUUUGAGCGUAUUUUUAAGCAUUUCAGUAUAGACCAUAAUACAGAAAAUACAAACGUUUUGUUUUGAGAACAAUCUUGCAAUAAACUAUAUAAUCCGAAUAUUUUUUACAUAGUGUUUUUGUAUCUCGUGCUAAAAAAGACAGUCGUUAGAUGAAUUCGAACUUGUAUUUUAGUUCAAAUAAAAAUAGAUAUACAUAAACAAUAUGUCAAUUGGAUUUAGCCAUGCGGAAGUAUUGUUGAAUCUCCUGCUAUCAACAAGUUGGAUUGCAGAAUACACAUGCCAUGUUGGAAACUGUUCUUGUACCAGUGAUUCGGCAGGUAGCCUUCAGUUGGGGUGUAUUAAUGUCAACUGCACAUCGAGCGACAACGGGAACGGGUAUCUACUAGCAUUCACGGAUCUACUACAGCACGGAAACGUUUCAAAUGGUGGUAUCAUAGACAAGACCGAAGAAUCUUUACAGUUUGUCUCAACGGUGCUAGAUCUAACUUCCGGCACAACCUCUUGGAACACGGGUAUGCCCAACAGUAUACAUACGUGUGCCCAAGCCAAUGCUUUUACCAGUAUGGCAUACGACUGCAUUUCCGGGCCGUGUAAACAAAUCUGUAACGAUGACACAAUUUCUGGAGUGAAUCACGCCUGCGUUUGGACUGCUGAUUAUCCGCAAGUAUCAACGAUAAAACACCGGGAAUGCACUUGCCAGUUUAGCACAACGUCCAAUUAUCUGCAAGUAAAAAUGCACGACAACAAGCUCACGUCGGAUCAAACGCUUGAGUUGAUAUCAGCGGACAACGUUGUCGUUUAUCAAUGGAACAGAACGACCCCAAAAGGUCGUGCACUAUUGAUAGGCGAAACUUUGAACAUAAGUGCGGAUCACUCUAUUACGUUACGUUGGAAAAACCCAACGUUGCAGAAUGAAAGCUUCUUCAUUGGUUUUUACGCGUAUAACGACACCAUCAGUUUAAACUGUUUUCAACCGGAAUCAAUAACUACGUCAAUAUCGUCUACGGAAACAACGCACAUUACAACGCGUACUUCAUUGAGUGUUUCCGAGACUUUAAAGACAGAACAGCCAUCUAGCGCGCAAUCUUCAUCGGUGUCAGAAACAUAUUCAGCCAUCGAUGUCGUGAUAACAGACCCAAUUACAACAUCAAGAUCAACUGACAUCAGCACUGCUACGCCAGCUUCAGUCCGGACUAAAACUGAGAACAAUGUUAAUGGAACAAUCAGACAAACCGUCGACUCAACACCGUUUAUCACAAGCGAUAAAACAUCCAUAGAAAUAUCGACAGAAGAUAUUAUCGCUACGUCUAAUGAGCAUGUACAAUCAAACACAAAAGGCUUUCCUAUUUGGAUAAUCUUUCUAAUUCUUGGAAUACUACUGAUAGUUGCGAUCAUCGUAUACAUCGUGUACCGAAAGAAAAAGAAGGCCAAUCAAGUUAAUCCAGAUCCAGAACAAGCGCACGAGAACAAUGAAAAACAUUGGAACGAAGAAAGCCCUAAAGCAUCAGGGGUUGCAUCGUUUAUUCCCUCAACAUCGGGCUUUUGGAACAGCAGCAAAACACAGGUUGAAAGUAACACACCAGCGAGAAAUAAGUUCAAGGCCGACACAGCCAGAAAUGUUGGCAAUAAUGACGGACUGCUAUCGUCUGAAAGUAGUCGGAAGAAAAAGAAAAAGAAGAAAAAGAAACGACACACAGAUUUGGAACAGGAGGAGCAUAAUGUCGACAACCACAAAGAAGAUGCCGUGACUGAACCAGAGGCCGAGACGAAUGAGAAACCUAAGAAAAAAAGAAAGAAAAGGAAGAAAAGGCAUCUCGAAGAAGAUUUAAAUGGUGAAAAUAUUGGUAACCAAACCGAGCAUUUUAAAGUCGGUACACUGGGAGGUGUCGAUUACGACCAUUUGUUGUAACUAAACUGCAUGGGUAGUCAAACUGUUCAUAUUAAUGAUUCCAAAUGACUUUGAUAACAUAAACACGGCUGUGCAAUUAUGAAUGUCUGCAGUGUACUGUGAAUAAAUUCUCUAUAACACAC
This is a messenger RNA of Dreissena polymorpha, 2069 nucleotides long. RefSeq lists its product as uncharacterized. The transcript has 8 exons. The record is from RefSeq and is a predicted model, not a curated record. NCBI's taxonomy places the organism in Eukaryota, Metazoa, Mollusca, Bivalvia, Myida, Dreissenidae. The coding region runs from base 241 to 1947 and encodes 568 amino acids.